AUGGAUAUGGCCAUCAAGACACCCCCAGUGAUCCCCGGAAUGGACUUUUCAAGUUAUAACCCAGGAGCCUUAUCUUUCACCCAAAGGACUCCUGACCUAAGAUUUCCAGACCAAAGGAUACCCAUGGACAUCGGACCACAGCCCAGGAUCAUGCCCAGUUCACAUCCUGGAGCUUCUGCCUCAAUACCGGAUACCCUCAGUUGGGGCGGGUUAAUACAGUCACAGCCAUGCCCUUCUACUAUACCACCAAUCCCAUCUCAAUGCCUGAUGGCCUCUCAAACAGCGUCUACAACUUCAUCCGUCCAGGCCAAGUACAUUCGGCCCUUUGCUGGAAAGGGUCUAAACACUCUUAACAGUGUCCCAGAAAACAAGCCAUCAUCUCCAACACAGCCCAGGACCCAGGACUCCCAGCCAACCGCUGUACCCCAAGAUCAAGCACAAGGUGGAUCUUUUACAUGGACAUCCCAAGACCAUAAACCAGCUGAUACCCCUCGGGCUGGUACACCAACUCAAUCUGGAUCUCGAGCUUCAGCUUUCAGCGCCGCCGUUUCGCGCCGCGCUUUCAAGAACCUUUCUGAUACCGUUAGCGGCCACGACCAACGGUUAGACCGGCUAGAGACAGUCUCCUUUACUGUCAAUGGACAUGAAGAUUGUCAGGAAAAACAUGACCAUGUUGAUAUCCGGAUGACCGAUCUGGAGAGUCGAGUUGAGGAGGUUGAGAAAAUCGUCAAUGAUAAUAAGAGCGUGCUUAACGAUAACAACAGCAAUGCGUCUCGCCGCGACGAUGCCAGCAUGUUGUCGGUCUCAACCAGUGUUACAAGUCGUCCGACACACUCCCAAGAGCUUUGGAGCCAGGUCCAAUCGCUUCAAGAACAAGUGGUUCAGCUACAGUCACUAAUGCCCUCUCCCAACCACCCGUUUGAGAUUGAAGUAGUCUUCCUGCCCUUUCCCCUUAAGAAAAUUUGGCAGGAGGCUCAGCAGUUCAAGAACGAGCCACAAAUAUCCAACGACGACUGGACGCAAUUGCCCAUGACACACAGCACAUCAACUAUGCGAUCUGAAAUGUCUCUCUACCCUGACUGGAUAACUUCUGAUCAAGAGACCAAAUGGUUGCUGCCUAAAGCCUGUCCCGAUAAGGGCAUGAUUGACCGACGGCUGCGCAGCCGUGGCUUGAUCAAGACGAUAUCAGUCAAGGGCUCAGAUGCUCGUAGUGUCACCAUGGCCAUGAAUGGGGCUUUUGGUCACCUCUUUCGCGAGAUGAACAUCUUCUCCCGUGCCCAGACCACAGAUCCGCGCUCGUCCACAUUCCUCGGGCUUCAAUCCACCUGGGUCCCUCUGCGUAAGAUCCAUAAGGAUUCGCGAUUACGUUUCCUCAGUCCUGCUGAGAUGAUGACACCUGCAGUAUGGGAUGUCCAGUUCCUUAGCCAGGUCAUGAUGAGAGCUUCUGAGCCUAGAUUGUUCAUAACUCAUCCUGACGCAUAUCUCCAAGAUUUUCAAGCAUACGAGAUGGGCUGGACUUGGCAGAUGCUGAGGGAGAUGAGCCCAAUCAUUCCCGAUCCCUCGGACUCAUUGGACGAUGCCAAGGCUUUUGAAGAGUGUUGGUCAUGGGUCGAACAACUCGAUGAGCCACAUAGAGCUGAUACCUCCAUGAGCAUGCGCAAUGAGAAGGCCCCAGCUUCAGUCUCGCCAUCGCAGACCUUCUACCCGGCUUUACAAAAGCUUAAAUCUUCUAGCCCGUCUCUGGUGCGCGGUCAGUCGCCCCGGCUUGGCAGUCGACGAGGUUCUCACCCACCUCACAUCAGAACUUCCUCAAUGCCCAUGGCUGCUCCCCCAAUUCAAGCUUCGCCUGCACUAAGCCGACGCCGAGUUUCGUCUUAUGGACAAAGCCGCCACCAAUCUCCUGCCUUGCAAAUCAACUCUCAGGCAGCAAUUAUGAAGCGUCGUCGUACGAGAUCCCCUAGCCAUCGAUUCACACCGAGAUGGACUGCAUCGCCGAGUCCUAUGCCCUUCGGUCUUAGCGAACGUCAACAAGCGCGCGGUACCACACCUUUUGCAUAUGCCACGCCGUUCAGCAACGCACCUCUUCAAGAACGGCCUCUGCGAUCAGGAAGUGCGGCGCCUGCCGCCGCUCAAGAUGAUUUUGCAGAUGAUUCAGACUUCAACAUUGAUAUCUAUGAGAGUGGCUCUGAAGAUUUUGAAGACAAUGAGAGCGAAAAUGAGAUGGAGAUUAUUACACAUAACCAGGCCCCUGCUGGCCGAAGAUCGCAGGGCUGGCAACUCCCUGAAGAUGAGCCAUGGCCUGGGAUCGAGGACCAACGCGGUGCUUCAGAUGAUGAAAACGUCGACCCUGACAGCAACGUCAGUAGUCAGCCUUCGGAAUACCCUAGCACACAAAAUGUUUGGCCCAACAACAACAACACGGGCGAGUUCCAUAUUCACGAAGAUGAUGACAACACCAACAACAAUAACAGGUCAUGA
This is a messenger RNA of Fusarium coffeatum, 2478 nucleotides long. RefSeq lists its product as uncharacterized. Lineage: Eukaryota; Fungi; Ascomycota; Sordariomycetes; Hypocreales; Nectriaceae. The transcript has a single exon. The coding region runs from base 1 to 2478 and encodes 825 amino acids. The record is from RefSeq and is a predicted model, not a curated record.